AUGAAUUCAUCAGAUCAUCCAUAUCAUUAUUAUAGUAAUAAUAACAACCAUCAAAGGAAUAAAAGAAAAUCAACAGAAACCUAUGACUACUCUUUACUCGCAACAAACGAUGGAGAAGAAGAGGUGAUCGAUGACAAUGUUGACCAAUACUAUGAAGAAAUAGAUGACAAUCACAUAGAAUAUGAAAAUGGAACAACGGAAAACAAUCUUUCAACUCACAAGUUUCAUAUCCAACAACAGAAAAAGACAUUACCAAACCAACAGCAGCAAAAUCAACAAUUAAAAUCUGAACCACCAUGUGCGAAUUUCAAUAUUAAAUAUAAAGAUUUAUUAAAAUUGGAGGGGUACAUGGCACAAAAGAUUGAUUGUCCUGGGAGUGUAGCGGAGGAUAGUUAUUUAGAGGAAUUUAUUUUGAGGUUUGGAUUGACUCUAAAUGUUUGUACCGAUAUAGAAUGUUUCUUUGGCAGACGAUUCAUUGGUGGUUCAAUAUACAAAACACGUCAGACUGUAUAUCUACCGGAUGAGUCCAACAACAACAACAACAACACUAAUAAUAAUAAUAACAAUAAUAGUAAUAAUUUAAAUGACCCAACAAAAAUUGGAUUGAGAUGGAAAACAAGUGCUCUAAAGUAUUGUGAUAUGGUUUGUAAAUAUACUAUACUAAGAGAAGAGGACAUACAUAUGUUCCUUAAUUACCUACAUCUUGUUAAACAACCAAAUGGAAAGCUUGAUCAUAAGUCUAAAUCUUCGAUGUUAGUAAAUACCAAGGCACUUGGUGUUAUCUUUCCAAAGUUCACCAUUUACAUUUCAAAUUAUAAAUGUAAUUGUUUCAAAACUCAUCCUCAACACAACAACAACAACAAUAACAAUAAUAAUAAUAAUAAUAAUAUCAAUAGCAAUAAUAAUAACAGUAAUAACAGUAAUAAUAACAACAAUUUAAAUACAACAAUAACACAGCCACAACCAAUACAACAAUCAAAUAUUAUUCAUUUAACUGGUAGUAAUAUCAACAAUAUAGUUGAUAAUAACAUCAAUAAUAAUCAAAAUAAUAAUAUUAAUUUUAAUUCAAGUAAUAACUUUAAUAAUAAUAUACAACCAAAGAAAUCUAGAUUAUCGGAUGGAGGACAUAGUAUAAAUAAUAGUAGUAUUAAUAGUAAUAAUAGUGGAAGUAAUUCGAAUAAUAAUAGUUUACAAGGCAUUAAUAAUAAUAGUGAAAUACAAAAGGUAGCACAACUGCUUACAAAUAGUAUUAAUAGUAGUAGUCAGUUCAAUGACCUUAUGGGUAAAGUGAAUUGGUUAGAGUCGAAAUUCAAUGGUUAUAUUAAUACCAACGAAAGUAGAUAUAAUACAACCGUUCAAGAUCUAAUAAAUACAGUACAGCGAUUAUCUAGUCAAGUCGAUUACCUAUAUGCUACAAAACAACAUAAUAAUUAUAAUAACAAUACACAACCAACAUCAUCAUCAUCAUCAUCAUCAUCACCGUCCAUGAUAAGAAAUAAUAAUCAAAAACUUUAUAGUUUUCCACCUUCAUCACCUCAAAUACAACAACCACAACCACACAUACAGCAGCAGCAACAACAACAACCACAAUCUUUAAUAUCUUCACCGAUUUCAACACCACAAGCACUAUCACCAAUUCCCACAACAAUAUCAAUACCAACAGUCAAGAAACUUGGAUUCAUCUAUUCGAGUACAGAUCCAGUUGCUUUGAACCUGACCGAGCUGAAUAGAUUCAGAAGCAAUAUAGGUAUUAGUGAUCGAAUUAUGUUUAAUUGUAUCAAUUUCUUUCUGGCGAAUCAUUUCAAACACGAUUGGGAUCAUGCCAAGCUAGCUAUUUUCGACACAUUUUCCUUUUCCGACAGACCACUCGAUCUCCAAUUGAUAAGCGAAGACAACUUCAAUCGUCCACGCACAAUGUUCAGCUUGAUUCCAUUCAGCGAUCGUUCUCAACAUUGGAAACUCUAUGUGGUUGGUCACAGUAAAUCCAAUAGUGACUCCAUUGUUUCGUACGACUCUCUUGGCAGCGAUGUAGCCAAAGGCGGCUAUGUAAAGAUACCCGACUCCAUAUCGACCCAUUUCCGUUUAAUCCCAGAGAAUCAGUCGAAACGAGUUAUAUUUAGACAUCAUCCAAACACAUUGACAGUAAAUGACGAUGGGGAAACCGACACCGACCCCAAUGCAGUUGCUAGUGGAAACGAUUGUUCAGUUAAUUGUGGCCUCUAUGUUUUGGCAAUGAUUGAACACAUCAUUAAGAACUACGAUCAACUCUCUUUGUCAUCACCAGAGAGUUGUCAACUAGAGAAAAUAGAUAAAGAAUACGAUAGAAGCUAUAGUCUUCCAAUUAAACAAAUAGCUACUACAAAUAAUAACACCACAACAAACAAUAUCACAACAGCAACAACAACAACAACAAAUAAUAAUACAACUGGUUUCAAACCAUUUGGUGAGAGUGAAAUCAAUCAUAUUGUAUCGAUAUCAAGUACACCUGCAAUCUCUUCACAAACCCAACCACCUAAAUCCAAAUUUAAAUUAUCAUUACACGCCACACCAACAAGUCCAGAAAUAUUAUCAACCAAUCCAAAUCUCCCUAAACCAGAAAUUGUCCAAACCAAACCACUCGUUGAUCUCGACUCAAUAGCACUAACGGCCAACAACUUUUAUACUUCAAAGUCACGUGAUAGAGUAGAGUACAACUACGAUGUUCCGAUGCAAUACGACGAUAUAAAGCGUGACUGGAUGGGUGGCAUCAAAGAGUUGACCGGUGAGGAAUUCGAUGAGACACUGAUCACCGUGUUAAACAUCCGUAAGAACUUUUCAUUGAUAUCAAUCAUGGAUAGACAAUCUGGAGUUCUUAAACCAAUUUCAACGGUUAUUCCAUUUCCUUUAAAUUUCGAUAAUCAAAAGUUUGGUGAAAUGUAUAAAUCCUAUAAUAAGAUUAUGAUUUUAGCUAGAGAUUUGAAUACACAGAUCGAAGUACCAGAGUUUGUAGUAAUUGGAAAAGACAACGUUGGUAAAUUCUCUUUGAUUCAAACUUUUAUUGGUUAUCCAUUGGGCGAGAUCACCUCAACUCUUCGUCCAAUCCUCAUAAAUCUCGUCAACAAUCCAGCAUACGAUCAACCACACAUUCUCUUCAAACGCGAUCGUUUCCUCAAGAAUUUUGAAGUAGACAAAGAAGUAGCUCUCGACCAGGUAGCUCGUGAAAUCGCCACCAGAAAUGUCGUGUCAACCGUGCCAAUCAAGAUUCAAUUUGAAUAUCGCUACUGUUUGAAUAUGCAAUUCAUCAACUUGCCAGAGGCAUCCGAUGAGGAAACCAUUCAAACUUUUGCACGUCCCGCUCAGAGAAUGUUGUUGUUUGUCGAACAGUCCGGACCCUCUGUUUCUAUGGUGGAUAGCGCCAAGCGUUACGAUCCAAAAUUGGACCGUUCCAUCUUUGUUUUCACUGGAUUCUCAGAGUUCCUCAAGACGUUCACAAAUGCCCGUGAUUUGAAUCGUGCACUCUCCCAGCCAAACGCCGAUGCCCUCACUUUCUUCUUGACACUUCCAACCACCGCUGCCAACAAGUCGGCAUUGAACGAAGCCAUUCUCCAACUUCAAAAUCGUGAUGCUGAAGUGUUGGAACAGCUCCAAUACGACCGUCGUUUCGAACGUUCCAUUGGUUUGACAUCGUUCCGUCAUGCAAUCAGCGAGUUGACAUGGCGUCGUUAUCAAGAGGCAAUUCCAGAGGUUUUGAAGCGUUUGCGUGCAUUCCGCAAGUCAAGCGAAGAGCAACUCUCCAAGUUGAAGGGACAGCUCGACAAUAUGAAUGCCGGUAAACUCCGUAUCAUCGCUUCCAACUAUGUUAUGGAAUUCCUCCAAUCCAUUGAGAAGCUAGUUGUCGGAACACUCGAAGGUAAUCCAACUUUGAACGGUCAAACACUUAGUGAAGAGAAAGCACAAGAUGAAACUGGUGAUUGGCGUGAUCAAAAUCAUCGUCCAAUUAUUUUGAAUUCUUCAUCCGUACAAUUCGCUGACUCAAAGGUUUAUGGAGGUCAACAGUUUGAACGUCUUCUAUCGGAAUUCAAAGCUAUCUCUGAUAGCGUUGAGUUGGCACCAUUGUCAGCCGACGAAGUUGCUACAUCACUCGGAUCGAACCGUCCAAACAAUGUCUCUGUUCUUGCAUGGGCUGCUAGUGAUCUCGCUCAAAAGAAGUCAAAGGAAGCAUUGAAACCAUUGGUCGACCAACUGUUCCGUCGUGCCAUUUACAUCUUGCGUCGUCUCGUUGAUAUUGUCGAUCGUAUGAUUGAGAACAAACGUCGUAUCCAAUUGCGUCGUGCAGCUUCCUCACCAACAUUUGACAGUGCUCCAAUCACUCUCAAUAGCUUGCGUCCAGGUGGUAUCUCUGUGAAUAGCCACAGCAGCUCUUCCAGUCACCAUUCGUCAAGCGCCAACAGCUCGUCGCUUGUCAACAUCGACGACCAUCCAUACUUUACUCACUCCAUCAAGGAGAUGUACUUUAAGUUUAUCGACCAGAUCGUUAUGACCUGUAAGAGCAAGUGUAUCGAUGAAUUCUACACUACUCGUCUCAUCUAUUGGGAGUUGGCCAACAACGACGACUUGAAGUCGCUCUCUGAAGACAAACAAACCGACACCCAAGCCAUCGUCAACAAGUUGGCAGCCAAGUUGUUCCGUGAUAUCAAGUCACGUAUCACCAAGAACAUCAUGUUGAAAUGCUACAACUACUUCUUGAUUCCAAUGCAAACCGACCUCUGGGGUGAAGUACAAGGAAAGAUCACCAUCCUCUCUGACGUUAUGUUGGAAGAACUCUUUGAAGUCUCAGUCACCAAAGACAGACUCAAAGAAGACGAAAGACACCUCAACCAAAUUACAAAUCAAUUCAUCCAACAAGAGGAAGGUUUCCUUACCGCUGCAAAUACAUUCAGUCAUCCAGUAUUCUAA
This is a messenger RNA of Heterostelium album PN500, 4935 nucleotides long. RefSeq names its product dynamin like protein (gene dlpB). Bases 1 to 4935 code for a protein of 1644 amino acids. Lineage: Eukaryota; Evosea; Eumycetozoa; Acytosteliales; Acytosteliaceae. Gene Ontology annotation, molecular function: GTP binding. The transcript is spliced from 6 exons. The record is from RefSeq and is a predicted model, not a curated record.